CAGAAAGAUGUCUUAUCAACAGCAGCAGUGCAAGCAGCCCUGCCAGCCACCUCCUGUGUGCCCACCCCCAAAGGUCCCUGAGCCCUGCCCACCCCCAAAGUGCCCUGAGCCCUGCCCACCCCCAAAGUGCCCUGAGCCCUGCCCAUCCCCAAAGGUGCCUGAGCCCUGCCCACCUGUGCAGUGCCAGCAGAAGUGCCCUCCUGUGCAGCCUCCUGCUCCUUGCCAGCAGAAGUGUCCACCCAAGAGCAAGUAA
Molecule: messenger RNA, 253 nt
Organism: Microcebus murinus (gray mouse lemur)
Lineage: Eukaryota; Metazoa; Chordata; Mammalia; Primates; Cheirogaleidae
Cellular component (GO): cornified envelope
Source: RefSeq, a predicted model, not a curated record